Haliaeetus leucocephalus (bald eagle) is the source of this 1769-nucleotide messenger RNA. RefSeq names its product limb development membrane protein 1-like (gene LMBR1L). The transcript has 17 exons. Gene Ontology annotation, molecular function: transmembrane signaling receptor activity. Gene Ontology annotation, biological process: signal transduction; receptor-mediated endocytosis. The coding region runs from base 110 to 1576 and encodes 488 amino acids. The record is from RefSeq and is a predicted model, not a curated record. NCBI's taxonomy places the organism in Eukaryota, Metazoa, Chordata, Aves, Accipitriformes, Accipitridae.
GCCACCUAGCCCGGGCUGGGCUCGGCGCGGUUCGGUGCUUUUCCCGGUAACACCGGUCCGGCAAUACCGGCCCGCCGCUCGGACCCGAUCCGGCCAUGCUGGCCGUAACAUGGCCCCUGUGGAACAGGACGCAUUGGCCGUACGGGAGCAGCUCUUCCAUGAUAGGGUCCGCGAGUGCAUAAUCUGCGCCCUGCUCUUCGUCAGCCUCUACAUCCUCUGCCACUUCAUCAUAACCCACUUCAAGAAGCACACAGACUUCACGGCAGUGCAUGAUGACGAGGAUGCUGCUGUCAACAGGAUUGCGCUGGGACUGUGCACCUUCACCCUGGCUGUGGCGCUGGGCGCCGUCCUCCUGCUGCCCUUCUCCAUCAUCAGCAACGAGGUGCUGCUCUCCUUCCCCCAGAACUACUACAUCCAGUGGCUGAAUGGGUCUCUCGUCCAUGGCCUCUGGAACUUGGUCUUCCUCUUCUCCAAUCUGUCCCUUGUCUUCCUCAUGCCCUUUGCCUACUUCUUCACUGAGUCGGAGGGCUUUGCAGGAUCCAAGAAGGGCAUCAUGGCCAGGGUGUAUGAGACGUCGGUGGUGCUGCUGCUGCUGACGCUGCUGGUGCUGGGCAUGGUCUGGGUGGCCUCCGCCAUCGUCAGCAACAACGCGGCCAGCCGCCAGUCGCUCUAUGACCUCUGGGAAUACUACCUGCCCUACCUCUACUCCUGCAUCUCGCUCUUUGGCAUGCUGCUUCUGCUGUUGUGCACCCCCUUCGGCCUCUCCACCAUGUUCACCGUCACAGGGAAGCUGCUGGUGAAACCUCGGCUCCUAGAAGACCUGGAUGAGCAGUUGAGCUGCACGAGGCUCGAGGAAGCCGCCGUGUCCCGCAGGAUCUCCUCCGGCAAAGCUUCCUGCUGGCUGAACUUGAACGUGGAGCUGCUGCGGGAGCAGUUCUUCGCCAUCCGGAGCAAGAGGCGGAAGCUGGAGCUGCGGCACCGAGCGUCGCCCUGGCAGAGGAACCUGGGCUACCCCCUGGCCAUGCUGGGCCUCCUGGCGCUGACGGGCAUCUCCGUGCUCAUCGUCUGCUUCCACGUCCUGGAGCUGCUGCUGGACGAUGCCGCGAUGCCACGGGGCAUCCAGGACGCGUCCCUGGGCCAGGUCUCCUUCUCCAUCUUCGGUUCCUUCGGAGCUGCCCUGCAGGUCGUCCUCAUCUUCUACCUGAUGGUCUCCUCUGUUGUGGGCUUCUACAGCUCCCCCCUCUUCACCCGGCUGGUCCCCGAGCGGCAGGACACCCCCCUCACCAAGAUCAUCGGGAACUGCGUCUCCUUGCUGGUGCUCAGUUCAGCCCUGCCCGUCUUCUCCAGGACACUGGGGACCCCCCGUUUCGACCUCCUGGGGGACUUUGGCCGUUUCAACUGGCUGGGGAACUUCUACAUCGUCUUCCUCUACAACAUGGGGUUCGCGGGGCUCACCACCCUGUGCCUGGUGAAGAGGGUCUCCUGGGCCGUCCAGGCCGAGCUCAUCUGCGCCUUUGGUCUGCACAAGCUGCCGCUGCCCGUGACGCGCUCCCAGCCCCUCGGCAAACCCUGCUAGGGCUGGGGGACAGGGAUGUGUGUGUCCCCCACACUGUGGUGCCCCCCCAGGAUGGCUGCCAGCCACAGAGCCAGCCCUGAUGGUGGCUGGUGCUUCAGGGAUGUCAGAGCCCCCCAGGGAGAGCCAAGACCUGGGGGGGGGCGGUCUGCCCCCCCUGCCUCUAUCUCAGCCUGUUGUGCUCCUGAGCCUUGUC